GCACACACACACACACGGAGUACAUAUUACGUCGGCUCACCUCGCGGGGCGAGCCUCGACGAUAGCAGUUACCCUCUCGGCCGAGUAGGGGUGGUAGGGGUGCGCUUCGUUCAUCGAGGUGGAGGUGGUUGAUCGACCGUACCCUCCGUCUCCGCCGGUUUCACCAGUCGUCCUGCUCAAAGCACGCAGUCGACACGGAUCGCCGGCACGCUCAUUCUACUUCGACCAGUCGAACUCCGAGGUGGUUUCCCGCGGCGGCUGUAUCUUCAUCACGGACGAGACGGCAGAGUGACGUACAAAGACGACUCACUCGAUUCGUCGAAGAUCCGAAUAAUACCACAGAUAGGAAGAGAGAGAGAGAGAGUGAUAAAGAGAGACAGGGGGAGAGAACGUUAGUACGUACUACGGGAUCGUGAGAAACGAGAAGAAACUUUUCGCUCGCUCACGUCAGAGUUCUCCGCGUCGAAAUUCCGCGUCGGAAUUAGCGCGGCGAGCGCGGAUCGAUUUCGAUCGAUUUCAAUUUGGCCCGACGAGGGACGGCUAAAAUCGUUUGAAUAGAAAUCGAAUAGAAAAGACUGCCAGACGAUGCGCCGCUGUUGGGUAUUGUUGUUAGCAUCGUGCACCGUCUUCGCCGUAGCCCGAUGUCUGUCGACGAAUCCAGUGGAAGUGGCGAACAACAGCGAAGAGACCGCAGGUAGACGAGCGAAACCUAAACGAGCACAAGAAACGUCGACGUUUGGAGACCAACAACAGAAUCUGCAACCGCAGGAGAGCAGCAGCUCGAGCGCAUCUCACUCGUCGUCCCCGAACGCGGACACAAGGAAUUCAAGCUCCGUCGCGACGGUGGCAUCAGGACUCGGCGAACUGAAAACAGUCCUGGCGGAAGAAGGGAGAUCUCCUCGUUCGGGGCAGCAGCAGCAGCAACAGCAACAGCAACAGCAACAGCAACAGCAACAGCAACAACAACAACAACAACAACAACAACGACGACGACGACAACGACAACGACAACAGCAACAACAGCAGCUGCACGACACCGAUCCCUUCUCACCGUACAUCAAGGACGACAUUUACGACUACGGUAAAGCAUCGACGAACGAACUGACAAACGAUCGAUCGCCGCCGCUUCCUCGUGCCUGGGACGCGCCUCCUUAUUCUCAUUACCACGACGACGUCGACGAGAAUCGCAGGAAGAGAUCUGAAAAAUCUAUGGUCAUCGGCGGCGGAUCUGGUCGUCGAUCGAUCGCGAAACCAUCGAUCGGUUCUCGUCGGUAUCCGACGUAUCCGACGGCCACACUACUUCAGUCGGCGCAGCUCCAAACGAAGAGAAGCGUUCCCAUUUAUCAAGAACCGCGGUUCAAGAGGGAGCUGGACGUCGAUCCCGAGGACGUUCUGACUCUACUCUCCCUGUGGGAAAAUCAGCGUUACCGUAAACGAAACUGGCGCAAGAACGUGUACGAGGAGUACGAUAACGCGGCAGCGGCGGACGACGACGACGAAGAAGAAGAGAAUCUUCCGCAGGAGGGGGAAAAUCCGCGAAACGCAGUAAUCUCGUGGAUGGACUCGCCGAUGUAUCUCCCUCGCAGUCAGGGCGUACCAGCCAACAUCGGUAUCCUUCGCACUCAUCCGUUCGGUCACUACUACGACCGGUACGACGACGACGCCAACGACAACGACGACGAGGACGACGACGAGGACGAGGACGAGGACGAGGACGACGACGAGGAGGAGGCCGAGAACGACCAUCGAUACGGACAGCAACGGUACGAGGCUUCCAGGCACGCCGACGGAGCUCGAUACGGGCUCGUUCAUCCCUACCAACGAACGUACUACGAGACGACUCCGGCGAAAAGGUGGACGCUUCGGAGGAAGCGGUCAGUGCAGAUCUACGACCCGUACGCCGGCGGCGCGACUCAAUCUCAAGCGAACCCACGAUCGCGCGGUCAUCUGUAUCAUCAGCGUUCGUUCUACUAGAGAAGAAGAAUCUCCGGCGGUGAGGUUCUCGGCGAAGAGCACGCACGGAUCGACCGGUCGCGCGCGCUUCGCGAAGGUCGAACGGCAAAGAAUCGACGAGGACGCGCAACGGGAAGCAUCUCGGCGAACGUCUCCUCUUCGACUCGUCGUCUCGGCGAUCCGAUCCUCCGUACACGAGGCACGCACACAGACACAGACACAGACCGAAAGACAGAGAAAACGUACGUACGCGGGGGAGACACAGGCAGAGAGAUCGGUGGAGAAGAGAACCAAGGCGAAUCGCCGGGGCCGCGAGCGACGGUGCGCGUAUCGACAGACGCACCAGCAGCUCGUACGCUUCCGGUCGUGCGGAAACCCCUGGACACCGCGCGGGCGCGCUCACGCGUUCGAAGACUCGGCAGAGACCGUAGACAGGGGAAAAAGGCGUAACGAAUCGCGCCGAUCGGCACCACUGCGAUUUGCUUUCCGGGCGUUUAUUGAACACUGGCGUACCGACAGUUUAGAAAUCUCGAACGAUAGACAAAACGACGAUCAUUUACAAUAUCGAUCCGCUUUCAUUUUACUUCGUCUGUCUAAUAAAGCUUCAUGCAAAUUUC
This is a messenger RNA of Ceratina calcarata, 2570 nucleotides long. RefSeq names its product prohormone-2. Lineage: Eukaryota; Metazoa; Arthropoda; Insecta; Hymenoptera; Apidae. The transcript has 9 exons. The coding region runs from base 586 to 1974 and encodes 462 amino acids. The record is from RefSeq and is a predicted model, not a curated record.